GGAGCCUGAGCUCAGGUACGGCAACGCAUCCCGCAGAUAGAGGGAGAGAGAGAGGCAGAGGCAGAGAGAUAUUUAUAGCCUGAAGCGAGGCUGCAGCACGCAGAUAAGGCUUGGGACCAAGCCGUAGGCAGGGCUUAGGGACAGAACGGGACGAGAGGACAUAUCAAAAUGAAACAAUUCCUAUCGAUAGUUUUACUCGGGACUGCCCUGGCUGCCGUCAGCGCAGCGGGCACCGACGGAGAGAUUUCCUUCGAGUAUCACCGUUAUGAGGAGCUGCGGAAGGCGCUGGUGUCGGUGUGGCUGCAGUGCCCGUCCAUCACCCGCAUCUACACCAUCGGGGAGAGCUUCGAGGGCCGCGAGCUGCUGGUGCUGGAGAUGUCCGACAACCCCGGGACGCACGAACCCGGUGAGCCUGAGUUUAAAUACAUCGGGAACAUGCAUGGCAACGAGGCGGUGGGCAGAGAGCUGAUCAUCUACCUGGCUCAGUACCUGUGUAACCAGUACCAGCAGGGCAACGAGACCAUCAUCGACCUCAUCCACAGCACCCGCAUCCACCUCAUGCCCUCCAUGAACCCUGACGGCUUUGAGAAGGCCGCCUCACAGCCCGGAGAGAUUAAGGACUGGUUUGUAGGCCGCAGCAACGCACAGGGGGUGGAUCUGAACCGCAACUUCCCUGACCUGGACCGCAUCAUCUACAUCAACGAGCGGGAGGGUGGAGCCAACAACCACCUGCUGCAGAACAUGAAGAAGGCUGUGGAUGAGAACAGCAAGCUGGCUCCAGAGACCAAGGCAGUGAUCCACUGGAUCAUGGAUAUCCCCUUCGUCCUGUCAGCUAACCUCCACGGAGGGGAUGUGGUGGCCAACUACCCAUAUGAUGAGACUCGCACCGGCUCCACCCACGAGUACAGUGCCAGUCCCGAUGAUGUGAUGUUCAAGUCUCUGGCCCGGGCCUACUCCAUGUACAACCCGGUCAUGUCUGACCCUCACCGGCCUCCCUGCCGUAAGAACGACGAUGACUCCAGCUUCACUGACGGCAUCACUAACGGAGGAGCUUGGUACAGUGUGCCUGGUGGAAUGCAGGACUUCAACUACCUCAGCAGCAACUGCUUUGAGAUCACUCUGGAGCUCAGCUGUGAUAAAUUCCCAAUUGAGGACACACUGAAGACCUACUGGGAGCAGAACCGUGACUCACUCGUCAACUACAUUGAACAGGUUCACCGUGGUGUAAAGGGCUUUGUGCGCGAUCUCCAGGGCAAUCCCAUUUCCAAUGCCUCAAUCUCUGUGGAGGGCAUCGACCAUGACAUCACCACAGCUAAAGACGGAGACUACUGGCGCCUGCUGGCCCCAGGAAACUACAAAGUGGCAGCCUCUGCCCCCGGCUACCUGACUGUCAUCAAGAAGGUGGCUGUUCCCUUCAGCCCUGCAACCAGGGUGGACUUUGAGCUGGAGUCCCUGAUGGAGAGGAAGGAGGAGGAGAAGGAGGAGCUCAUGGACUGGUGGAAGAUGAUGUCAGAGACGCUGAACUUCUGAAGCUUGCGGCUCGCUGACGGGAGCGUCCACACAUCGAUGUAAUAUAUUUAACAUUCUGUGUGCAGCGUCCACUCCGAAGAAUAUAUUGUCUCUUAUUUGUUCUGUUCUCUUUCGAUCAUUACUUUAAUGGGUCAUAAUUGUUUAUUAUCGUAUUGGUUUUGCCUCAUGCUCCUGUAGAAUGUUCGGAGACUGCGGAGACACAUGCGCACGCACAUGUACACACACACACACACACACACACACUCACACACACUGACGGACACAGAGGGGACUUCCAGGUAGUUUGGUGGCAGUGAGAUCAUUGUCGAUUCCUGUGGUAUUGUGUUCUUUAUCGUACAUGUGAUCGGUAAUCACAGCACCCAUCUUAUAUAGCAACGAGUGACUGAGUAAUUAUGUACAGUAUGUAAAAGAGCUGUUAAUGUCAUACCACAUGGCACUGUCCAUAAUAAGUCAUUUUUCCUGUUUUAAAUGUCUCUGUUUCUCCAGGCUCUAGUACAAACCCACACGCACACACAUAUAUACAAUAAUGACCCAAAACACACCGCCAUUCAAUUCCCAGCCACCUAACCAUAGGCAUACACACACACACACACACUCUCUCUCUGUAUUUCUUGCCUGUGAUGUAAAAAAAAAUAAUUCAAAGCUAUAGUUUUGAGAUCAUCAGGGACAUUAAAAACAUUGUAAAAUCACUGUAAACCUUCUAUACAGACAAACAAGCUUGUUUCCAUGUAGUUGAUGUUGAGGAAUCUUUUUUCUUUCUUUUUUUUUUUUAAACUGAUUGCAGCACAGUUAUGAUUUCAGCACAAGAUGAAUGGUUAUACUAUAUACUGUAUUUAUGACUUAGGUAUACCAAGAGAAGUGUGGAUUUUGUAACUGAAAACAACAACAAUAACAACAACAACAGCAAAACAACGCCAUAACUGCGACAAAUCUCUGCCCAGCUCAGUCUGCUCUCUGCCCAAAGCCAUUCCUUUGUAUGUGCACUACACAGGGAAAUACUCUCUAGUCCAUAGCAAACUGUGGUAGAACUUGUUUUUUUGAAGAAGCAAUCAACACCGAGAUUGUGUAGCCGAUUUUCUGAGCGGACACAGAAACUUUAAUCAACCAUACGGAUGCAGAACACUGUCAAAGACUACAGAAGGAAUUUAAUGAAUGUAUAGGUAUAUUAACAAUUAAAAAUGUAAAGAAUGAACUGAUUGAAAAAUCAAUAAAACCCCCCCUUUAUGUUGUCAAA
This is a messenger RNA of Myripristis murdjan (pinecone soldierfish), 2764 nucleotides long. RefSeq names its product carboxypeptidase E (gene cpe). NCBI's taxonomy places the organism in Eukaryota, Metazoa, Chordata, Actinopteri, Holocentriformes, Holocentridae. Gene Ontology annotation, molecular function: metallocarboxypeptidase activity; zinc ion binding. The coding region runs from base 169 to 1530 and encodes 453 amino acids. The record is from RefSeq and is a predicted model, not a curated record. Gene Ontology annotation, biological process: protein processing; peptide metabolic process. The transcript has 9 exons.